AAAAGUCGUGGGGGCGUCAAGGAAAAAGCUCGGACCGUCAGAAGGGGAAUGGGUCGGACAACAGCGAUGCUCUUGAUCAUCAGUGUUGUGUACAUUGUUGGAUUUUUUCCUUUCUUGACUGUCAUGUUUUAUAAAUAUUUCGCGCCUGAGAGUUUCGCCGGCCUCGGCGUGGUAGGGCUGACGUUCUACAAUCUUUUCCUGAGAUCUUAUUUUCUCAACAGUGCCGCAAACCCCGUGGUGUACAGUCUCUGCGACAUCAACUUCCGGCGGGAGUGUUUGAGGGUGUUGAAACUUGGUUGA
Molecule: messenger RNA, 300 nt
Organism: Lymnaea stagnalis (great pond snail)
Lineage: Eukaryota; Metazoa; Mollusca; Gastropoda; Lymnaeidae
Source: the annotation of a GenBank genome assembly